AUGCUCUGGGAAAACAACUCAACAAUAGUGGUCAUGCUCACCAAACUGAGAGAGAUGGAGCGGGAGAAGUGCCAUCAGUACUGGCCCAGCUCAAGCACUGCCCGCUCUCAGUACUUAAUGUUGGAGCCCAUGGCUGAGUACAACAUGCCUCAGUACAUUCUACGGGAGUUCAAGAUCACAGACGCCCGGAUUCAUGUGACCGCAAAGUUGUCUUUGCUGCGUAUAUGUGUGUGUGUGAAGAAGGAAUCGGCCAGGCUUAGGAGACUGCUUAUUGCCAUUGGCGACUUGCCGUGA
Molecule: messenger RNA, 294 nt
Organism: Knipowitschia caucasica
Lineage: Eukaryota; Metazoa; Chordata; Actinopteri; Gobiiformes; Gobiidae
Source: the annotation of a GenBank genome assembly